AUGAAACAAGAUCCAAGCCAGUAUUAUUCAUCACAACAAAGUACUUAUCCAUCAUAUCCACCUCAACAACCCGGUUUUUAUGGAGCUUUUCCGUCACAAUCGGUUACAUAUUCACAAACUUCAUCGUCGCUUAAUGACAAACCUGUACCUCCAUAUGUUGCGCCAAAUAUAGCUCCCGGUGAUAAGCAAAAUCAAAUACCGUUUCAGUCACCUCCUAUUAUACCACAUAAUCUACCGCCUGCAGGCCCACAACCAAAUGGUGAAUGGGGCAAAUUUAAUGGUCUUGAAAGUAAACAGAUCCGUAAUGGUUUCAUUCGAAAGGUCUAUUGCAUUCUUAUGCUUCAAUUGUUGGUUACAUUUGGUAUUGUUGCAGUAUUUCAUUUUACACCUACAAUUCGCAACUAUGUACGAUCACCUAGGGGCCAAUGGGCUUAUUGGACAUCUUACGGUAUAUUUUUUGUAACAUAUAUAACAUUAGCUUGUUGCAAACGUGCUGGCCGUCGAUUUCCGCUCAAUCUGAUUUUACUUUGUAUUUUGACAUUUUCAAUGACCUACAUGAUGGGUAUGAUUUCGGCAUAUUUUAAAAUCGAAUCUAUAUUUAUUGCCGUUGGUUUAACAAGCUUUGUUUGUCUUGGUGUAACACUGUUUUCAUUUCAAACAAGAUUUGAUUUUACAUCAAUGAUGGGAGUUAUAUUCGCCGUUUCAUUGGCAUUGGUUGGUUUCGGUUUUGUGUGUAUUUUUACUUAUUCACGAAUUUUGUAUACAGUUUAUGCUGGUCUUGGAGCUGUGGCUUUUGCUAUCUUCUUGGCUGUCGAUACACAAUUGAUUAUGGGUGGUAAACGUCAUGAAAUCAGUGCUGAAGAUCAUGUAUUUGCAUCAAUUAUGCUUUAUCUUGAUAUAGUUUAUAUCUUUCUAUACAUUCUCAUGUUAUUUGGAAAGCGUGACUAA
Molecule: messenger RNA, 948 nt
Organism: Rotaria socialis
Lineage: Eukaryota; Metazoa; Rotifera; Eurotatoria; Philodinida; Philodinidae
Source: the annotation of a GenBank genome assembly